Messenger RNA from Sodiomyces alkalinus F11, 1695 nucleotides. RefSeq names its product phosphate transporter family protein. Gene Ontology annotation, cellular component: membrane. Bases 1 to 1695 code for a protein of 564 amino acids. Lineage: Eukaryota; Fungi; Ascomycota; Sordariomycetes; Glomerellales; Plectosphaerellaceae. The transcript has a single exon. Gene Ontology annotation, biological process: phosphate ion transmembrane transport. The record is from RefSeq and is a predicted model, not a curated record.
AUGUCGCCAGCUUUACCCCAAUACUGGUGGAUUCUCGCCAUCACUACCGUCGCCUUCUGCUUGAGCGCCUUCGGCAACGGUGCCAACGAUGUGGCGAACGCCUUCGCCACAUCUGUGGCCGCACGAACCCUGACGAUGGCCCAGGCCGGUGUCAUAUCCGUACUCGCCGAAUUUCUCGGUGCUGUCGUGCUCGGCUCCCGCGUUACCAACACUAUCAAGAACGGUAUUAUCGGCCUAGAUCGCUUCCGGAGCCACCCGGCCACGAUUCUCGUGGCUAUGGGCGCCGCUGAGAUUGCCUCCGCCACAUGGCUUCUGACCGCAACGAAGCUUGGUUUCCCUGUUUCCACCACUCAUACUAUCGUCGGCGCCCUCAUCGGCGCAGGCAUUGGCGCCCAAUCCGCCGUCACCUGGCAGUGGACACGUGGCAGUGUCUCUCAGAUUGCUGCUUCCUGGCUUAUUUCCCCGCUGAUCUCGGCCGCUAUAUCCGCGAUCCUUUUUGCAACGCUCAAGUUCUCCGUGCUGGAGCGUAAGGACUCGUUUCAGAAGGCGCUCAGGGCAAUUCCAUUUUACCUUGCCUUUACUGGCGCGGUGCUCGCCCUCUUUAUCACUAUCGAGGCACCCGGAGCCCCGAGUCUCGAGGAAUUAGGCGCCGGCAUAGCUUCUGCCAUUGUGCUGGGAACCUUCUUCGGAGUCCUCGCCAUUUCGUACAUUUUCUUUCUACCAUACUUUCACCGCGUCGUUGUCCUGAAGGAUCCUCGAAUGCGCCCCUGGCAUCUUCCCCUCGGACCUCUUCUACGGAGGGAGAACCCGCCCUUGUAUUUCCCCGGCAAGGAAACCAUGCUCGUCGAUCAUUAUCAGAGCGCUCACGACAAGCCCACCCCGGUGGCCGAUCAGCAACCCGCCGCCAAGCCCACCGAAGGUCCAAAGCAGAUUGAUUCAGAGGAUCCCGCCUCUGGAGACCUCGAGCGCCAGCCUACACCAGACGUGCCACGCGCGCCGCGCAAGCCAGAGCCGGAAGAACGCUUCCUCGCCCCGACGGCCCAUCUUCCCAUGUAUCAUCCGAAGAGGAUCAAGAGCUACGUGGUAUACUUCUUGCUCCAGGGGGUCACUCGGGACUGCAUCACGCAUUCGUCCCUUCGCCUAGAAAACGUCCACAGCAAGGCUCCCCGAUACGAUAACCGCAUCGAGCAUCUCUGGACGUAUGCGCAAGUCGCAAGCGCCGUUAUGAUGUCCAUCUCUCACGGCUCUAACGAUGUCGCCAACGCGGUCGGUCCUUGGGUGGCGGUUUACCAAACGUACAACACGGGCGAGGUCGGAAGCGAGAACCCCACGCCUGUCUGGAUCCUCGCUGUCGCCGGUAUCCUGCUCGGCGCGGGUUUCUGGUUCAUGGGUCACCACAUCGUCAAGGCUCUCGGCAAUAAGAUCACCCAACUUAGCCCGACCAGGGGUUACGCGAUGGAGCUCGGAGCGGCUAUCACGAUCCUGCUGGCGAGCCGGCUGGGUUUGCCCGUGAGCACUACCCAGACAUUGACCGGCGCCGUGGUCGGUGUCUCCUUGAUGAAUAUGGAUUUCGGCGCCACCAAUUGGAAACAGCUCGCGUACAUCUUCCUUGGUUGGGUCUUGACGCUUCCAUGUGUUGCUACCUUCGCUGGCCUGCUCACCGCCAUGGCUCUCAACGCUCCGAGUUUUAGCUGA